AACAGUCACUUUUUUCCGCGAUUUUUUUUAUUUAUUAUUAUAAUUAUACAAUUUGAUGGCAUUACAUGGUUUUCCGUUGUAAAUACCACUGAUAACGAGGACUACAACGAAGUCAAAGAUUCCCCUCCUGCUGUCAACAAUAUUAAAUUGGAAGCUAACUCGUACGAUGUUGUGAAUCCACUAGUGUGGUAGAAGACGCUGAGAUCAAACUGACUGAUAACAAGUUGAAUAUUUCGAAAUCCAAUUUGAAAGUGGCUUCUGAUGCAUCAAAACUCUGGACCCCAAUGAUGAUCAAUCCAUUCAAAGUCACUAAAUGUGUUGAUCUCGAAAAAAAGCCUGAGGCCAUCGAGACAAUAGAAGAGGUCAAGAAUAUAAAACAAUCAAUGACUGCCCCAGAAUCGAAGCACUCUGACUGCGAAAUUGCUCCAGAACCUCAACUUGUGCAGAAACCACAAAAAACUGAACCCUCCUCCGCGCCUGCUCUUGAAAAAGAAAAGGGGUUCAUGUGGCAAUCUUGCAAAUACUCAAAGAACUUGAUCGACAGCGCUAUGGUUAAGGUCUGCUAUGUUUGGAAUGUCAAUUUGAUCCAAAUCGUUGCUGAGGAAGACGAAGCGGACCUAAAUAACUACAUGGAUAAGAUAUAUUCUGUGAAGACCGAACCAUUGACGGGACCCCCAAUAGUUGGGGGUCUAUAUCAAAUGGUAUUGGGCAAUUAUGCCGACGGUCAAUUUUACAGAAGACGUGUUCUCAAAGUAAUGGGCGAGCUAUUUACUGUGUACUUUGUGGACUAUGGGGACAGUCGCGAUAUUCCUUACACAGAUAUGUUGAAUGUGAAUGAAUUUCUCAUGAAGACCCGAUCUACAGUGCUCGUGUCAUUCUUGACGCUACUCCCACGUUGAUUUCUCACAUCAAACCUGACAAGGACUUAUAGUUAGAGAAAGCGCUGUUCAGCCCACUGCAAUUGCAAAUGGUCGAUAGGAUUAUUUUGAGUGCCUCUGAUCCUUACAAAAUUGUUCUUUGGAUGUCAGAAUCUGAGAAUUUGAACGAUCUUGCUGGUGCUUUCAUUCAGGAGAACGAUGCAAAAUGAAGUCACAGCUAAUGCCUACAAACUGUUUUUUUUCUUUGUCAAACACAGUUGUACGUUUACAUAAACAGAAAUGUAUGCAUCUAAUAAAUCAGCGACAAUUACAUCGAUAA
Folsomia candida is the source of this 1197-nucleotide messenger RNA. Its product is annotated as tudor domain-containing protein 6-like. The coding region runs from base 285 to 899 and encodes 204 amino acids. The record is from RefSeq and is a predicted model, not a curated record. Lineage: Eukaryota; Metazoa; Arthropoda; Collembola; Entomobryomorpha; Isotomidae. The transcript has 3 exons.